Molecule: messenger RNA, 510 nt
Organism: Prunus mume (Japanese apricot)
Lineage: Eukaryota; Viridiplantae; Streptophyta; Magnoliopsida; Rosales; Rosaceae
Source: RefSeq, a predicted model, not a curated record
AUGACCGGGCCGCCGUCCUCUUCCUACCCCGGCCAGGUCCCGCCUCCAGCAGCCGUGAUUUCGCCGGAAAACGAGGAGAAAAGUUCCGGUUUUGACAAAAACUUCACCGGCUUCGUUCUCCGUCGUCCGGCAGCCAUUUUUGGCGAUCCAGGGUUCGGCCGGUUUUGGGUUCACGAUUCCGGCCACUUCCAGUCAGAUUUUUGGUGGGUUCUUGACGACUGGGGCAAUGAUGAGUGCAUCCGUAUCCUUAAGAAGUGCAGGGAAGCUACUCCGGAGGAUAAAGGGAAGGUGAUAAUCGUAGAAGUGGUUAUCGAUGAAAAAGAUGAGAAAGAGGACAUCAAACUAACAAAUCUGAGAUUGAUGCUAGACAUGGUGAAGAUGGCCCAUACAAACACAGGAAAAGAAAGGACCUUGAAGGAAUGGGAAUAUGUUCUUGGGGAAGCUGGCUUCAGCCGACACACUAUCACACCUAUUCAUGCUGUCUGUUCCGUUAUUCAAGCUUUUCCUUAA